AUGUCAAAUGCGACGAAACCCCCGGGAGAUUUUUCUUCCACUUCCAGUUCCACACCAUCCCCACUACGGGAAGUCACGCUUCUCUGCUGUCUGCUGUUUGUGCUGCUGGACAUGCUACAGGGACACCGCAACUAUGCAUUUGGACACCUGCAGAGCGGGGCGCAAAUGUUGAAGUGCCCAAGGCCCAGACACAGCUCCUUAGCUGGGCUUCGGGACCGCCAUCGUAGUCGGUCGACCAAUGACCCAUUGUGCGCAUCGACUAUUGGGGGAAUCGCACCGCUUCUUCGCCUUGGCAGUAUUUUCGAGGCAAAACAGGAACUGGCCGUUAUCAGGAGUGCCGUGUUUCGGUUCCAGUCGUACGCGUGGGCUCGUCGGAUGCGGACAUUAUUGCGGAUUGUUGGAAAACAGGAUGCCUAUGGCACCUUCCGAUAUCCUAGUCCCGCAGUGAUCUGA
This is a messenger RNA of Aspergillus tanneri, 453 nucleotides long. RefSeq lists its product as uncharacterized. The transcript is spliced from 2 exons. The record is from RefSeq and is a predicted model, not a curated record. NCBI's taxonomy places the organism in Eukaryota, Fungi, Ascomycota, Eurotiomycetes, Eurotiales, Aspergillaceae. Bases 1 to 453 code for a protein of 150 amino acids.